Hymenoscyphus albidus is the source of this 317-nucleotide messenger RNA. NCBI's taxonomy places the organism in Eukaryota, Fungi, Ascomycota, Leotiomycetes, Helotiales, Helotiaceae. The record is from the annotation of a GenBank genome assembly.
AUGUCACACCCUUCUUUGUGCGGGGUCAAUCUUCGCAAGGCAGCCAAGAAGCCUGGUGUACUCGUAAAAUGGUAUCCUGGUAUGCCGACUGCGACGAGAGAAAAGACCAACACAUUUUCUACUUUUACGGACCUCUUCAUGGAAGUCAUUCCAGAGUUUGACCCGAAUGCUCCGUUCGAUAUCACUGAACUGAACGGUAUCUCUCCGUAUAAGAAUCUAAAAACGUCGAGUAAGUAUAUGUGAGGCAAUAGCUUGCAUUAGAUGAGAUACCAUAUAAACCCUACCUUCCCUUCAUUCAAAAGACCAAGAAUGAUUAA